Oncorhynchus tshawytscha (Chinook salmon) is the source of this 362-nucleotide messenger RNA. RefSeq names its product proteasome adapter and scaffold protein ECM29-like. Lineage: Eukaryota; Metazoa; Chordata; Actinopteri; Salmoniformes; Salmonidae. The transcript has 3 exons. The record is from RefSeq and is a predicted model, not a curated record. The coding region runs from base 23 to 253 and encodes 76 amino acids.
UGAAGGCCCAGGCGCGGCUGCCAUGGCGUCCAUCGCUAAGCAACAGACGGGUUCUCUGGUCGCCCCUCACCUGGGUAUGGUGUUGUCCGCUCUACUGCAGGGACUGGUUGGACGCACCUGGACUGGAAAGGAGGAGCUGUUGAACGCCAUCGGCUCUGUGGUGUCUAAGUGCAGUGGUGAACUCCAGAAGUCCUCCCCCGGGCCAGCCCAGUGUACCAGAGGUGAUAGAUCUGGUGUUGAAGGAGUGUCGUAAAGACAACCUGGUCUACAAGAUGGCUGCCCUGGGCUGUGCUGCUGACGUCCUGCAGGCCACACAGGAAGACCGCUUCAGUGAUAUGGCAGACAUACUCAUUCCACUCAUU